Molecule: messenger RNA, 2126 nt
Organism: Patella vulgata (common limpet)
Lineage: Eukaryota; Metazoa; Mollusca; Gastropoda; Patellidae
Product: actin-87E
Exons: 8
Coding region: 139-1275 (378 amino acids)
Source: RefSeq, a predicted model, not a curated record
AUCGAGCUUGAUAUAAAUACAAAUGUUUUCGCGGCAAAUAUUAUAAUACUUUGUUUCAUCUGCAUACAAACGUUGGAAUAUUUUUUUACGAAGAUUUCUAUACUCGUUAUUUCCACAAGUCAACAAUAUACAAUUAAGAUGAGUUUUGACGAUUAUGAUGUCGCUGCCUUGGUUAUUGACAACGGAUCAGGGAUGUGCAAGGCCGGGUUUGCUGGUGAUGAUGCACCAAGAGCGGUGUUUCCCGCUCUUACUGGAAGACCAAAAUAUCAGGCCGUAAUGGUUGGUAUGGGCCAGAAAGACUGCUAUGUGGGAGAUGAAGCUCAGAGUAAAAGAGGAAUGUUGUCGUUGAGAUACCCAGUAGAACAUGGAAUAGUUACUAAUUGGGAUGAUAUGGAGAAAAUCUGGCAUCACACAUUUUAUAAUGAAUUAAGAAUUGCACCAGAAGAACAUCCAGUUUUACUAACCGAGGCACCCCUUAAUCCUAAGGCAAAUAGAGAAAAGAUGACGCAGAUUAUGUUCGAGUCUUUCAAUGCACCCGCCUUUUAUGUUGGAAUUCAAGCGGUCCUGUCGCUUUAUGCAUCUGGUCGAACUACAGGAGUAGUAUAUGAUUCUGGUGAUGGCGUUUCUCACGUUGUACCUAUCUACGAAGGCUAUGCUUUACCACAUGCCAUUAAAAGAAUAGAUUUAGCUGGACGAGAUUUAACAGCCUAUUUACAACGUAUUCUACAUGAACGUGGAUAUAGCUUCACCACUGGAUCCGAGACAGAAAUUGUUCGAGAUAUGAAAGAAAAACUAUGUUAUCUCGCUUUGGAUUUUGAGAAUGAGAUGGCCACAUCAGUUAAUUCUUCAUCAAUAGAAAAGAGUUACGAACUACCAGACGGUUCUCUUAUUACGGUUGGUAACGAAAGAUUUAGAUGUCCCGAACUCUUAUUUCAACCUUCAUUUGCCGGUCGGGAAGAUUGCGGUAUCCACGAAAUGGUGAAUAACUCUAUUUCAAAUUGUGAUAUUGAUAUUAGAAGGGAUAUGUACAGUAAUGUUGUUAUGUCAGGCGGAUCAACAAUGUUUCCAGGUAUAGCAGAUAGAAUGAUGAAAGAACUGUCUUCCAUUGUUCCAAAUUCUAUAAAAGUUAAAAUUAUCGCUGCUCCAGAAAGGAAAUAUUCAGUAUGGAUUGGUGGAUCUAUCCUAGCAUCGCUCUCAACCUUCCAACAAAUGUGGAUUUCGAAACAGGAAUAUGACGAAUGUGGACCCGCUAUUGUCCACAGAAAAUGUUUUUAAAUGUUACAGAUUCUUAGUUACUUGAAAAUCAAAUCAGUAAAAACUGUUUAUUUAUUACAUUGAUUUUCGAUGUGGUUGUCAAUGACAAUUGCUGUAAAAAUUAAAAAUGUAUUAUAAUAACGCAAUAAUGCGCAUUCGUGUAUUUCUAAUGGAGGAUGUUGUUUAGAGGACGAUGGUCUUUUUGAUAUGACGUUACAAUUCCAAGAUGGCUGUGAUGACGUCCUGCUCAUAUGGUACGCUCGUGCGUGUUUGGUAACAUUACUGAUAAUCAAAGCACAUAUUAAAAUAUCAGUGUUCAACUUUAAUUCACAAUUAGAAGCCAACUAAUUAUAAGCUACUACCUAGAGAUAGUUUACAAAGUAAUGAUCUGUAAUAUUAUUUUUAUUUCAAACAGGACGAAUCUCUUCUACUUUUCUUUUUUGUUAAGCGAGAGAGAGAGAUGGGUUUAACGUACACUCAACACUAACAUACACUCGGGACUAGCAUAUGGUUUACUUUUAUUUCAAUAUCCGCUUACGCGUAGGGGUCUUUAGCAGUGUGAGGAAACCAGAGGUUGGACAGGCCACCCUACUCCUUGUCAUGUACAACCGGAGAAUCGAAACCACGUCAGUUGACUCAAUGGCAGACCUUAUGAUAAACGCACAGGCGCUAACCAUUCGGCCACCCACAUUUUUGUUAUAAAGCAUGGUCUACAAUAUUUUAAAACACAGUGUUAGAUAAUUAGUAUUAUAAUAAAUUAACAUUCUUCAAAAAUAGAGUCUGUGAAUUGUCCUGUAAUGAAGUAUUGUUUUCUUUUAAAGUUAUUUGAGUGUAUAACAUUAAUAUUGGAUUAUAUAAAUUGGUAACCACAU